Ipomoea nil (Japanese morning glory) is the source of this 600-nucleotide messenger RNA. RefSeq lists its product as uncharacterized. The coding region runs from base 1 to 600 and encodes 199 amino acids. NCBI's taxonomy places the organism in Eukaryota, Viridiplantae, Streptophyta, Magnoliopsida, Solanales, Convolvulaceae. The transcript has a single exon. The record is from RefSeq and is a predicted model, not a curated record.
AUGGCCGGGGAUUUCAAUUUAGUCCUGAAUAGAGAUGAGACAGGCAACUACAGUUCCUACUCAUCGCAUAGAAUCUCUGAUUUUGUCAACUGGAUCCAAGAAGAAGGGAUUAUCGAUAUGGGCUUUUCGGGGCCAAAGCUCACUUGGGUGAAAGGCGGUAACAAUGACGCCUUUAAAGGAGCUCGCCUUGACCGGGCCAUGUGUAACACCGAUUGGCGCAAUAGGUUCCCAGGUGCGUGCGUAACUCAUUUAGCCCGGAUUGCUUAUGACCAUGCGCCUUUAUUAAUACAUGUAGAGGGGGAGAGGCAAAAGCCGUCGCCAGCACCGUUCAUUUUUCAAGCAGCUUGGCUUACCCGUGAUGAUGUGCAUAGUGUGGUUGAGCGCACUUGGAGAUCAGACCGAAGCUUUUUGGAGAAUACCCAGAAUCUUGCUAGCGAGCUGGCUACCUGGAAUAAGGAGUCUUUUGGAAACGUUUUUAAACGCAAAAGGGUCCUUAUGAAUCGGCUAAGUGGUGUUCAGAAGACCAUGGCAUUCAAGUACCAUGGAGGCCUGGCAAAGCUUGAGCUGAAGCUCAGGGAGAAUCUCGAAGACAUUCUAUGA